Molecule: messenger RNA, 1188 nt
Organism: Geosmithia morbida
Lineage: Eukaryota; Fungi; Ascomycota; Sordariomycetes; Hypocreales; Bionectriaceae
Product: tyrosinase
Exons: 3
Coding region: 1-1188 (395 amino acids)
Molecular function (GO): oxidoreductase activity
Source: RefSeq, a predicted model, not a curated record
AUGGGCCAUUCUAUACCGUUCAUCUGUUUAAUCGCAAUCCUCGUCGUGCUCUCCAACGCACAGGUCUCAUUUGCUCACGAGUCAAGAGAGGAGCAGAUGGCAAAGUGCGACAGGCUCCUGAUACGCAAAGAAUGGAGGACACUUGAAGAUGGCGAGAAGGCUGAGUGGGUGGGAGCUGUCAAGUGUCUAGCAAGCAUACGACACCAACGGCUAUCCCUGUCCAGAGACCAGAGCGUUCUUGAUGGCAAGAGGAGCUUAUACGACGACUUCUCCUACUCGCACGCGUCGCUGGAGAACAGCACCCACAGAAAUGCCUACUUCCUGCCCUGGCGUACGUCUACCUCCAUGCCAUUGAUGUCUGCCUCCAAAGAGCUGCGCAUGCACUUACAUAUGUACAUGUACGAUACCUAUCGGAAGACAGACCGCUGGUUCACUCACCUGUUCGACUCAUCCCUUCGACGCACCUGCGGAUACACCGGGCCAACACCGUACUGGGACUGGUCGCGCGACCACGCCAACCUGUUUGCCUCCCCGGUGUUUGACGACUCGCCAGAGCAAGGGUUGGGUGGAACAGGAGACUGCGAGUCGUCCGACUGCACAGUGACCACGGGGGCCUUGACCGGCGACGACUUCCAGCUCGCCUGGCCGAUCCCACACUCGCUCCGGAGGAACCUCACCCUCAUCACGGGCUGGUACCCGGACGAGCGGCCGCAGAACGAGACUCUCGGCCCCGAAACCGUAUGUCACGCCAUCGACAGCACCACGGGUGACUUCUUCACGUUCCAGAGAGCCAUGUCGGCCCUGCACAAUCACGUCCACAACUUUGUCGGGGGAGACCUGGCGGGCGACUGUCCGGGGACGCUGCCGGAGGAGGACUGCCAGGACAUGGCCAUGAGCUUCACGCCCAACGACCCUCUCUUCUGGCUCCAUCAUGCGCAGCUUGACCGGCUGUGGAAUGUGUGGCAGCGCCAACACCCGUCCAACUUUGCCGCCUUUUCCGGAAUGCCGCUCGUCCCACACAACAUGACUGAUCCGCACUACGACGCGGACGCCCGUGUGCUCGUAGAUGAACCAAUGUUCUUUGACGUCCAGAGCGUGCCUGUGGCUCCGAGAACCUUGUUUGAUAUCGAGACUUGGCCUUUGUGCUAUCGGUACGCAGAGGAGGAGGAAUGGGGGGGAGAUACCUGA